This is a messenger RNA of Dacryopinax primogenitus, 1446 nucleotides long. RefSeq names its product cytochrome P450. The record is from RefSeq and is a predicted model, not a curated record. Bases 1 to 1446 code for a protein of 481 amino acids. NCBI's taxonomy places the organism in Eukaryota, Fungi, Basidiomycota, Dacrymycetes, Dacrymycetales, Dacrymycetaceae. The transcript has 13 exons. Gene Ontology annotation, molecular function: heme binding; monooxygenase activity; oxidoreductase activity, acting on paired donors, with incorporation or reduction of molecular oxygen.
AUGGCCCCCUUCCAACCUCAGCACGUCUCUCCCUCUCUGACUCUAUUUCUUUUGGUAGCCGUGGUCGUGUUUUACGGGGCUGGAACUGUGAUUCAACGGCUGUUCUUGGGGCCUUUGGCCCGCUUCCCUGGCCCCCGCCUUGCGGCUCUGACUCGUGCAUGGGCUUUCGUGCAAGCUAUAGGCGGCCGGCAGGUGAAGCAUGUUCACGAAUUGCACAAAAACUAUGGACCGAUUGUUCGGGUGGGCCCGAAUGAUCUAUCCUUGUCGGCACCAGAGGUUAUUCCCAGGCUAUACUCAUUUAAGCCGUUUCUGAAAGAUCCAGUCCUCUAUGACGCAUUGAAUGGAGGGAAACCCGAAGGGCAUCUGGUGUGCCAAACAGAUCCCGAGACUCACGCCAGGCGCCGCAAGCAUAUCGCGACACUUCUUUCGCGAUCUGCGGUGAAGGGAUACGAGAACGAGAACCUGCAUCCAAAGAUCAUCAAGGCAUUGUUGCCUUUCCGAGACGGCGACUUUUACACGGCUGAGCUCACAUUCGGCAAAGUCUUCGGUUGUUUGGAUGCCCCUGGAUUUUCCCAUCCGGUACUUGACGCGUUGGCGAUUGUAUCUGACGCAGUUCCCGUGAUCAACUGGAUACCAUGGCUUAACAGCAUUCCCCGCUCACUUGUCGGUUAUCAACCGCAGAUGGAACCAGUGACAAAGCUCGAGAAGUUCGUGGCUGAUGCGUGGGCAGCCGAAAAAGCUGGUCCGGAGCCAACAGAAGUGGGUCACACCGUUCUGAGCAGACUGGCAUUCCUCCUCCGCAACGACACGCCCAAGUAUCGCGACAAUGUGGCUUUGUCAGAGGCAUUGACGAUGAUCGUGGCUUGUUCCGAGACAACAACAAUGGCAAUGGUGUCGGCGCUGCACGAACUCUCCCUCAACCCGGGAAUUCAAGCUCGUAUCAGAGAAGAGGUUGCGCCUUUAAUGCCAGACGUCACAAAGUUUGAUGAUGUCAUGGAGGCUGCAGUUGUGAAGGAGGUGCUUCGCCUUUAUCCCUCUGUGCCAGGCUUGCUGCCGCGUGUAGUGGGCAAGGAUGGCCUGACAGUACGAAAUCAGUUUAUCCCCCCCGGGACCGUCGUGUCCAUGCAGGCAUGGACAAUUCACCGCGAUAUAGAAGUGUUUCCUGAUCCGAAUACAUUUAACCCUUUCCGGUGGUUAAAUCGAUCGGAGGUCGAGCUGAAAGCGAUGACUGCUCGGUUUUUGCCGUUCUCUGCAGGCGCAAGAUCGUGCGUUGGGGAAGAGUUCGCCAUGGCCCAGAUGUACCUCUUCGUGGGGAUGUUCUGCCGUUUCUGCCAAUUCGCACCUGCGCCUGGCUCAGACAAUGCUAUCGAAGAUAACGGAUUUACCUUGAACUGCCGUCAUCACAAGAUGCUACUGAGCAUCGGAACGGCCCCAGCAGUGAACUGA